Messenger RNA from Neopelma chrysocephalum (saffron-crested tyrant-manakin), 380 nucleotides. RefSeq names its product barrier-to-autointegration factor-like. Gene Ontology annotation, molecular function: DNA binding. The annotation marks the transcript as partial. The transcript has a single exon. The record is from RefSeq and is a predicted model, not a curated record. Lineage: Eukaryota; Metazoa; Chordata; Aves; Passeriformes; Pipridae.
AAGGAGCCCCUUGGGGACACUGGGGGAGGUGUCAGUGACCCCUGGGGGUGUCCCCUGUCCCCUGGUGACCCCCCUGGUGACACCCCUGUCCCUUCCCAGGCCUACGUGGUGCUGGGGCAGUUCCUGGUGCUCCGUAAGGACGAGGAGCUGUUCCGGGAGUGGCUGAAGGAAACGUGCGGAGCCAACGCCAAACAGAGCCGGGACUGCUCGGGCUGCCUGAGGGAGUGGUGUGACGCCUUCCUCUGAGCCCCCCUCCCCGGCCACGGGCACCCCCACACCCCCCCCGGGCACCCCAAAAUCCCCCCCGAGCUUCCCCUGUCCCCCCAAACCCUCCCCCCGGCACCACAAACCUCCCCAAAGCCACCUGCAGAACUCCCGGC